Messenger RNA from Pogoniulus pusillus (Red-fronted tinkerbird), 2242 nucleotides. It is a transcript of the gene HRG, whose product is annotated as histidine rich glycoprotein. Gene Ontology annotation, molecular function: zinc ion binding; serine-type endopeptidase inhibitor activity; heparin binding. Gene Ontology annotation, cellular component: blood microparticle; endolysosome; extracellular region. NCBI's taxonomy places the organism in Eukaryota, Metazoa, Chordata, Aves, Piciformes, Lybiidae. The transcript has 7 exons. Gene Ontology annotation, biological process: negative regulation of endopeptidase activity; negative regulation of fibrinolysis; regulation of platelet activation. The record is from RefSeq and is a predicted model, not a curated record. Bases 1 to 1827 code for a protein of 608 amino acids.
AUGCUGCUUCUAGCUUCGUUUUUUCUCCUAGCACUACUGCAGUGCUGUAAUGCCCAAAAUGAAAGGAGCAUUACACCUGCAGACUGCCAUGCCGUCGAAAGAGACGCAGGAGUGGCCCUGGAUUUGGUCAACAGGCAUCGCAGAGAUGGCUAUGUUUUUGGUUUAUUUCGUGUUGCUGAUGCACACCAACUACAUAUAGGAAAUUCAUCAAUCCUCUACUUAACUUUGGAUGUGGUGGAAACUGAAUGCCCUGCAUUAUCCAGGAAACACUGGGAGUCUUGUGAAUAUGGUGACCUCUAUUCCAUGGACUUUGGCCAGUGUAAGAUUAUCACAUAUACAAACCAGCUGCUGAAGAAACCUCAGCUAUAUGGAUUUAAUUGUACCCUGAGCUCAGUUCCUCCUGAUUUAUUAGAGUGCAAAGACUGUCCUGUGAAAAUUGAAGUUUUAGAAGUCAAUGAGCAACAUAAAAAUAUUGCUGCAAAGGCCCUGAAGAAGUUCAACAGUCAGAGUAACCACACAAACUACUUCAGUGUGGACAAAGUUGAAAAGGCUUUAAAGCUGACUGCUUCCCGUCAAGGUCACCGUUUAGGAUUCUCUAUAAAGGAGACCAACUGUUCCAAGUCCACACAACAAGCAGAUCAGGCACUGGAAUGUGAUUUUCUGGAUGACUGGCACGCUCAUGUGGGAUUCUGCAAGGCAAGAAUUAUCAGUGAUCCAGAUGAAAGCGAUGGAACAGAUAUAAGCUGUGAAAUCUACCGUCCCUGGCCACAUGACUGCAGACCCCCUCAUCAUCAUUUUGGUCACAGACAUCGUCACCGGCAUGGUCACAGACAUCAUCAUAAGCAUGGGUGUCCACCCUCUUCACAACCCAGACCUGAAGAUGCUGAGCAUAAAGAUAGUUCCAAUGAAGAACAUCAAGACAGCCAUGAAGGACCUGCACCUCCUCCCCAUGGUGGACAACAUCAUCACCAUCAUUAUCCACACCAUUGUCCUCAAUCUCCUCCCCAGAGUGGACCAAAUGCUCCUCUCCAAGAGGAAUCCAAACAUUCCCCUCCUCCUCCUCCUCCCCCCCAUGAUGAGCCACAUAAUCAUGGUCGCCAUCACGGACCACACUGUCCUCCCCCUCCUCAUGGACCACAUUGCCACCACCCUCCUCCCCAUCAUGGACCACAUCACCACCAUCAUCCUCCCCAUCAUGGACCACACUGUCCUCCUCCCCCUCCUCAUGGACCACAUCGCCAUCCUCCUCCUCCCCAUGGUGGACCACAUGAUCCUACUCCUUCCCAAGAUGAAUUGAAUCAACACCCUUCCUCUUCUCCUCCCCAUGAUGAACCACAUAAUCCUCCUCCUGGUCAUCAUCAUGGCCCACACUGUCCUCCCCCUCCCCAUGGACCACAUUGCCACCAUCCUCCCCCUCCUCAUGGAUCACAUUGCCACCAUCCUCCCCCUCCUCAUGGACCACAUCACCACCAUCCUCCUUAUCAUCAUUAUUACAGACACCAUUGCAACAAGACAAGCAUGUCAGGAAAGCACUUUCCAUUCCAGGUAAUAGGAGCUGUCUAUCAUGUUCCAGUUCUAAAUCAGCAGGAUUCUCUCACACCUCCCACUGCAAACUUCCUUGAAGUAUCCCAAAGUAACCCUCACUCCUCCAGAACUGGGGAGGAUAGUCUCUUCACUGACUCAAAUCAAAAGGAGAUGCUAGAAGCUCUGAGUUUUCCAGAUCAUCCUACACAAUCAGAGUCAUGCCCAGGAAACUCCAAACUUGUUCUUCCAAAAAUUUUACCUUUAUUUCCACAUAGCUCCAUGGCAAAAAAAUCUCCUACCUGACCUCAGAAAAGAUGUUCCUGGCUUGAGAGGUGCAGGGCCAAUGAUAGUUUUACAAUGAUGGAAGCAGCACAUGGAGAAGGACAGAAAGGAUAUAAUUUCUGGGGAGAAGCACUGAAAAUGGCUCAGGCAAGUAUUCCAAUUUGUCUCUUGAUCCUAGCUAUCACAGACUCCACCACAACUGAAAGGCUCAAAAUUCUGUGUCCCUCAGAUAAUGCCAGCAGGUACAAAUCUCCCCAGCAAGCAAUGCUCUUCAGUUCUCACAAAAAGGAAGAUACUCUAGUAUUGAAAUCUUCCAUUUUCUCAUAAUCCAUAAUGUACUUCUCUGAAGAAACGUGACCACCUCCCAUACAAAGUGACCCAUGGCACUACCUUCAUACUUUAUAAAGAAUCAAAGAAAAUAAAGACCCAUAAGAAA